AUGAGGCUAUCGCACGUAGCCUUGGCAUGGAUAUCAGCACUGCCUUCUGCUGCUGCUCUCACCGCUGCGCAAUGGCGCUCCCAAUCUAUUUAUCAAGUUCUGACUGAUAGGUUUUCCCAGACGAAUGGGGCGACCAACUCUGCUUGUAACGCCGGAGCCCAGGUCUACUGCGGAGGCACCUGGCAGGGAAUCAUCAAGAACCUGGAUUACAUCAAGAGCAUGGGAUUUACUGCCAUAUGGAUAUCGCCAGUAGUUGAAAACUUGGCUGGGAAUAGCGCUGAUGGAGAGGCUUAUCAUGGGUAUUGGGCUCAGAAUAUCUACCAAGUGAAUACCAACUUUGGCUCUGCUGCAGAUUUGCUAGCAUUAUCUGAGGCUCUGCACAAUGCUGGCAUGUAUUUGAUGGUUGACAUUGUCACCAAUCACAUGGGAUACCUUGGAUGUGGAACUUGCGUUCAAUAUAAUACAUUCAACCCAUUCAACUCGCAAUCCUACUACCAUCCAUUCUGCCUAAUCGACUUCAACUCCAACAACAUGACCCAAAUACAAAAUUGCUGGGAAGGCGAUAAUACAGUGUCUUUGCCAGAUCUUGCCACCGAAAACGCCAACGUUCUGAGCAUGUGGCAGACUUGGAUAACGCAACUCGUGGCCAACUAUACCAUUGAUGGUCUGAGAAUGGACAGCUGCUUCGAGUUAGACUAUGGAUUUUUUGAACCAUUCCAAUCCUCAGCAAACGUCUACAUUGUUGGCGAGGUUGACAAUGGCGACCCAGCGAUUGUUUGCCCGUAUCAAAAGAACUACGGUCUCAAUACUUUAAACUACCCCGCCUACUAUUGGAUCACCCAAGCUUUCCAAUCCACAAGUGGCAGUAUAAGCAACCUUGUUAAUGGUCUCAACACCAUGAAAUCAGAAUGCUCUGAUACCACCCUUCUCGGCUCCUUCAUGGAAAAUCACGAUAAUCCACGCUUCCCUUCUCUCACAUCUGAUAUAUCACUUGCCAAGAAUGCCAUUGCGUUUACCAUGCUUGCAGACGGAAUCCCCAUCAUUUACGAGGGCCAAGAACAACACUUGAAUGGAGGCGGUGUUCCCAACAAUCGCGAAGCAAUCUGGCUGUCCGGGUAUAGCACCUCCGCUGUGCUCUAUACCCACAUCAAGGCUCUGAACCAAAUCCGAAGCCAAGCCAUUAAACAAAAUAGCGCUUAUGUGACAACUCAGGCGGCAGUCACGUACUCUGAUAGCUCCACCAUUGUUACACGAAAAGGCAGCACGGGAUCCCAAAUCGUCGGCGUCUUCUCCAACCGUGGCGCCAAUGGUAGCAGUUACACCUUGACACUGCCAUCAGCUGAUACCGGUUUCACGAGCAACCAACAAGUCGUUGAAGUACUGUCAUGCACAGCCUAUACCACAGAUUCGAGCGGCAACCUCGCUGUGGCCAUGUCUGGCGGCCUUCCUAGAGUAUUUUAUGCCAAGUCAAACCUGAGUGGAACCGGUAUUUGUCCUAACUUGGGUAAGAUCUCGGUCAUAUAUAGUUUGAUUUUCUUGACAAUAUCCGUACCUAUUACUUCAGGAUCCGGUGGUGGUACGACGACUUCGACUCCUCCAACUUCUUGCACAGCCAUUCCCGUGAAAUUUGACGAAACCGUGACAACAACUUUCGGACAGACAAUUAAGAUAGCUGGUGACAUUAGCGCUCUAGGAAACUGGAACACAGCGAAUGCUGUCACGCUCUCUGCAGCCGAUUACACCAGCUCCAAUCCCCUGUGGUUCGUGACAUUAGACUUGGCCCCCGGGCAGGUGGUGGAAUACAAGUACAUCAAUGUGGCUCAAAACGGCGAUGUAACAUGGGAGGCGGAUCCUAAUCACACGUACACGGUUCCAGGAGCGUGUACAGCUCAGCCUACUGUUACAAACACAUGGCAGGGGUAG
Trichoderma atroviride IMI 206040 is the source of this 1923-nucleotide messenger RNA. Lineage: Eukaryota; Fungi; Ascomycota; Sordariomycetes; Hypocreales; Hypocreaceae. The record is from RefSeq and is a predicted model, not a curated record.